CACGGAUGCCAAGCAGUCUCCGUUUUGCGUAUUAUUUGAGCUGCUGGCGUGCCGAAGCCGCAGUCGCGUUUUGACAUUUGCGAAAACACUGCGUACGUAGCGCUUGCACGAGCUUUCUAAAUCUAAAUACAAAGAGUGAUUAAACUAAAUAGAUUACUUAUUUAAUGCAUUGAUUAAAUUCAAGUUCAACCAAAAUGUACGCGCGCAUAGAUUGCGAAUGAAAUUAGUCACGAACCGCAAGUGAAGUGUGAUAGAAGAAAAGCAAUUGCUUAUAAUAAUAAAGACACUUAAAGCUUGUAUACAUGAUGUCACGUGGGUCACAUUUGUCGUCCACUCGGCAUUGUUGCUGUUUUGGAUUGUUGUUGCUCUUAUGGGCUGCUUGCGCAUGGCCUGCGACGUUGGCGAGCCCGUCUUAUCGCUGUAUGUACUUGUAUACAAAAACUUACGGCCAAUGCACGGAUGCCGAAACCGGACGCGAGCUCUACAUCGGCGACUCCUUCACACGCCCGGGCCGGUGCAUACGCGUUCAGUGCUUGGGCACACUGCAGCUAUGGGAGGAUAGUUGUGAAGUACCCAAAUUGGAGGGUAAUUGCAGUUCUGUGCCGCCAGGCAAUGAAUUCCUCAACUAUCCACAUUGUUGUCCACUGUUCGUGUGCAGAAAGAUUGCCGUUAGCGAAAAGGAACGUACAGAAGAGAUACGUACCUACAAUCAGUAUGGCACUAUGAUAAAACAGGACAUAAAGCAGAUUUUCAGUGUUGGCCCAGUCAGGGGUAAUGUACCAGGUGCGGGUGUUAUUACACAGUUUGAAAUUUAAGUGCGAAAAGUAAUUUUGCAAUUUUUUUUUUGCAUAAUCGCGCAUUUUAUUUAACGAUUGCACUAUGAAAUUAUUAAUAAACGAAAAUUUAGACUGUGAAGGAAA
Molecule: messenger RNA, 920 nt
Organism: Zeugodacus cucurbitae (melon fly)
Lineage: Eukaryota; Metazoa; Arthropoda; Insecta; Diptera; Tephritidae
Gene: Vago
Exons: 3
Coding region: 303-815 (170 amino acids)
Source: RefSeq, a predicted model, not a curated record